Messenger RNA from Cuscuta campestris, 598 nucleotides. The record is from the annotation of a GenBank genome assembly. Lineage: Eukaryota; Viridiplantae; Streptophyta; Magnoliopsida; Solanales; Convolvulaceae.
CUUCAAGAAGUCUAUGGAACAACAAAAUCUUCAGAUUCAAAAUCAAGAGUUGGAGAAAAUUAUUACUCUUGAACAGGACGAAGAAUCUGAGACUGACACUGAAAAUGAAACCAACAAUGUCUCAAUUAUUGAAUAUCAAUAGACUCCAUCACCAAUGUCUAUCGAAAAAAAGAUAUCACUUCCACAACUGAUUGCACGAGGUACAGUGGUGAUGCUUCCUGAAAGCCCUCAAAGUCAAGAUGUACAAAAGGUGGAACCCGUCGAGGACCCUGUCUCGGUAACACCUUUACUAGCUAAACCAGAAAACUUGGAGAAAUUCAUGCCUUUGCCUGAACAUAUCCUCCUAACAUGUGUUGAAGACACGUCUCCAAAGGAACCUAUUCUGGAGAAAGCCAAGCCCACUACCAAUCCCACUGAUUUCGACACUACUCAUCCCGAAAAAUCUAUAGACAAGAAACUACCAUGUGAUGUUGAAUCCAUCCCGUCUGUAGAAACUCUCGCUGCUGAAGUCUCAUCGGAAGAUUUCGACAAAGCUUUCUUUGACUCCCUACUUGACUAGUAUAACCAUGUUUACCCGAAAGAAAGUUAUAGUCAAAUG